Molecule: messenger RNA, 4138 nt
Organism: Brienomyrus brachyistius
Lineage: Eukaryota; Metazoa; Chordata; Actinopteri; Osteoglossiformes; Mormyridae
Product: alpha-actinin-4
Exons: 21
Coding region: 228-2930 (900 amino acids)
Biological process (GO): muscle cell development; actin cytoskeleton organization
Cellular component (GO): cell junction; Z disc; plasma membrane
Molecular function (GO): actin filament binding; calcium ion binding
Source: RefSeq, a predicted model, not a curated record
GUGGGAGCGGCACAGUGGCCAGGCUACCAAACCCUCCUCCUCGCCGGCGGAGAGGCAUUCUCAGCGGGGAAACCGUCAGCGCGGACGCCGGAAAUUUCCCAACCCAGUUGCUUUGAAGCGAAAAGAGUCGCAAACUGUAGCAGAUCGGUUAUACGCAAUUUUUUUAUUUUGCCCCGUACUUUCAUUUUUGAAGUUAAAGCAGGGUGAUACUACGUGGUCUCGUUGAGAUGGUAGAUUAUCACGCAGCAAAUAAUCAAAACCAACAGUAUCCGUCCGGUGGCACAUACAUGGAGCAGGAAAAUGACUGGGACCGGGACCUGCUUCUGGAUCCGGCCUGGGAAAAGCAGCAGAGGAAGACAUUCACAGCCUGGUGCAACUCGCACCUGAGGAAAGCAGGAACACAGAUCGAGAACAUCGAGGAGGACUUCAGGGAUGGCCUCAAACUCAUGCUGCUCCUGGAGGUCAUCUCAGGUGAGCGGUUACCCAAGCCAGAGAGAGGCAAGAUGAGGGUCCACAAGAUCAACAACGUCAACAAGGCCCUGGACUUCAUCGCCAGCAAGGGAGUGAAGCUGGUGUCCAUCGGCGCGGAGGAAAUUGUGGACGGCAAUGUCAAGAUGACCCUGGGAAUGAUUUGGACCAUCAUCCUGCGCUUCGCGAUCCAGGACAUCUCCGUGGAGGAGACGUCUGCGAAGGAGGGCCUGUUGCUGUGGUGCCAGAGGAAAACUGCACCCUACAAGAACGUCAACGUGCAGAACUUCCACAUCAGCUGGAAGGAUGGCCUGGCCUUUAAUGCCUUGAUCCACAGACACCGACCUGACCUGAUAGACUAUGAGAAGCUGAGGAAGGACGAUCCAGUGACGAAUCUAAACAACGCUUUUGAAGUGGCUGAGAAGUACCUGGACAUCCCCAAGAUGCUGGACGCAGAAGACAUCGUGGGUACGCUGCGACCUGAUGAGAAGGCCAUCAUGACAUAUGUCUCCUGCUUUUAUCACGCCUUCUCAGGCGCUCAGAAGGCCGAGACAGCAGCCAAUCGAAUCUGCAAGGUGCUGGCAGUCAACCAAGAGAAUGAGCAUCUCAUGGAGGAUUACGAGAAGCUGGCCAGUGACCUCCUGGAGUGGAUCCGUCGCACAGUCCCCUGGUUGGAGAACCGCACCCCAGAGAAGACCAUGCAUGAGAUGCAGCAGAAGCUGGAGGACUUCCGUGACUACCGGCGUGUUCACAAGCCACCUAAGGUGCAGGAGAAGUGUCAGCUGGAGAUCAACUUCAACACCCUGCAGACCAAGCUGAGGCUGAACAACCGACCCGCCUUCAUGCCCUCUGAGGGCCGCAUGGUCUCGGACAUCAAUAGCGCAUGGCAGCACCUGGAAGGGGCCGAGAAAGGCUACGAGGAGUGGCUCCUGAAUGAGAUCCGUCGCCUGGAGAGACUGGACCACCUGGCCGAAAAGUUCCGGCAGAAAGCCACCAUCCACGAGGGCUGGACCGCAGGAAAGGAGUCCAUGCUAACACAGAAGGACUAUGAGACCGCCUCCCUGUCGGAGGUCAAGGCCCUGCUGAAGAAGCACGAGGCUUUCGAAAGCGACCUGGCUGCCCACCAGGACCGUGUGGAGCAGAUCGCUGCCAUCGCCCAGGAGCUUAAUGAACUGGAUUACUAUGAUUCCCCGAAUGUGAACGCUCGCUGCCAGAAGAUCUGUGAGCAGUGGGACUCCCUGGGGUCUCUGACUCAGAGCCGCAGGGAGUCGCUGGAGAGGACCGAGAAGCAGUUGGAGUCCAUUGACGAGCUGUACCUGGAGUACGCCAAGAGGGCGGCGCCAUUCAACAACUGGAUGGAGGGCGCCAUGGAGGACCUGCAAGACAUGUUCAUUGUGCACAACAUUGAGGAGAUCCAGGGUCUCAUCACAGCCCAUGAGCAGUUUAAGUCCACCCUCCCAGAAGCAAACAAGGAACGAGAAGCCAUCCAGGCCAUCCAGAAGGAGGUGCAGAACAUCGCGCAAUAUAAUGGCAUCAAGCUCAGCGGAAGCAACCCUUACACCAGCAUUACUCCGGAGAGCAUUGACAGCAAGUGGGAUAAGGUCCGACAGCUGGUACCUCAGCGUGACAAGGCACUGCAGGAGGAGCUGGAGCGACAGAAGUCGAACGACCACCUCCGCCGCCAGUUCGCCAACCAGGCCAACAUUGUGGGGCCUUGGAUACAAAACAAGAUGGAGGAGAUCGGCCGGAUAUCUAUUGAGAUGAACGGUACUCUGGAGGACCAACUGACUCAUCUGAGGCAAUAUGAACAGAGUAUUAUUGAGUACAAGCCCAACAUCGAUCAGCUGGAGAGUAACCACGAGCUGAUCCAGGAGGCUCUCAUCUUUGACAACAAAUACACCACCUACACCAUGGAGCACCUACGUGUGGGCUGGGAACAGCUUCUCACCACCAUCGCCCGCACCAUCAACGAGAUCGAGAACCAGAUUCUCACCCGGGACGCCAAGGGCAUCAGCCAGGAACAGCUGCACGAGUACCGGGCUUCCUUCAACCACUUUGACAAGGAUCACAGUGGUACUCUGGGGGCGGAGGAGUUCAAGGCCUGCCUGAUCAGCCUGGGGUACGACGUGGAUAAUGACAAGCAGGGGGAUGCCGAAUUUGCACGCAUCAUGGGCAUCGUGGACCCCAACAACAGUGGGGCCGUGACAUUCCAGGCUUUCAUCGAUUUCAUGUCCCGGGAGACAACGGACACGGACACAGCAGACCAGGUCAUCGCCUCCUUCAAGAUUCUGGCAGGAGACAAGAACUACAUCACAGCAGAAGAGCUGAGGCGAGAGCUGCCCCACGACCAGGCGGAGUACUGCAUUGCCCGCAUGGCCCCCUACAGCGGCCCCGACGCCGUCCCGGGGGCCCUCGACUACAUGUCCUUCUCCACCGCCCUGUAUGGCGAGAGUGACCUCUGAGAAUAGAGAGGGAGGCGGGGGAGGGCGGGUGGGUCAGCGAGAGAGACAGUGGGGAAGAUACAGGCUUACUGGGUCGGAGCGAUCGGGAUUUCAUUACACGGAGCGUUGCAUCCUAUCUGGGUUCAGAUGUGUAGGUUUCAGGGAGCAGAACCUGCCGUACCCCCUACCUCUGGGAGGGGGGGGGUGACUCUUCUUUCUGAUUCCCACCAAAAUGUUUUUUUUUCUUCUUUUAACCCCCCAAAGGUAGAUUGGGUUGGAGGCCAGAGAGAGGGGUAAGAUUUAUUGAAGUAUACAUAAUGUAUUGCACAGAGAAUGGAGAGAGGGCUUGAACAGAAAAAUAUUCUUAUUCUCUUUAACUAUUUUGCUGGGUAAGCGGAGCUUGGAAAUCCUAUAACCUACUUUCAUACUAUCUCCAGCAAAUAUGAGUUUAAUGGGUUCAGUGCUGUACAUACUUAUUUUCCAGUAUACAAAAAAAUUGCUUAUAGGGCUUCGGAAUGAAAAUGUAGUUGUGAAAAGAGGGUUUCACAAAACCCCAGUACUGUAGAUAGGUUUGAAUUCCCAUCCCAAAGAAUCACCAUUGGACCUUUUCUAGUCUUUCAGUACAUUUAAACAUGCUGUACAAUGUUAUUUCAAGCAUAGGGCCUAUUUUAAGAUGUUACUGAAUAAAUUGUGAAAAUUGGGGGUGGGGGUACUUUCUGUAGCUACAGAUCCUCUGUCUUUGUCAUUCCUCUUUCUUCAGCUCCAUUUCUCUGUGGCAAAAGGGACCCAGCGCUGGGUGCAGGGCCAGGGCUGUGAACGACCUUUUUCUAUACAUUCCAUUAUGUAUUAAUAUUAUGGAAAUUACCGUUUUCAAUCUAUGCAAUCGGUUUUUAGUUCGUAAUCUAUAUUCUGUAUCGCUGACUUCACGAAAACUGAGGGAAGGCAGAUGUCUGCUUAAACAGCCGAGCAGUCGGAAUACCAGAGAUUGAUUCCUACGAUAUUUUGUAAAACGGUGAUGCUGGGGGGAGGGGCACGUUGCUGUUGGGGGGAGGGGGGGGGCAGCUCUGGGCAUUGUUAACUAAAAUGUUUUGGACCAAAAGAUUUAAUUUUUUUUUUUGUCUGGAUUUUUUUUUUCUUCAAUAUCAAACCUGAUCUGCUGUACUGGAAACUACAACAGCAUCUCAAAUGUGGAAUAUCAUAUGCACACAUAAAAUUACCUUCAAAUAUUA